UAAGCCCAUGUAUGGACUGUCUUCGUUGAAACUGUAGCAUUCAGCGUAGUUCAGCAGCUGUAGAAGUAGAUCAGAAAGAGACUCGACAUUUUUGAACAAAAUUCCACCAAGUGACAUGUCCGAACUGCAAGCAUCGCUACUGCUCAAGCGCCAGCUUGCGGAGCUGCAGCGCAAUCCCGUCGAGGGCUUCUCCGCCGGCCUGGUCAACGACGCGGACAUCUUCCAGUGGGAGGUGGUGAUCAUCGGGCCCCCGGACACCCUCUACGAAGGUGGCUGCUUCAAGGCCCACCUCAUCUUCCCCAAGGAGUAUCCGUUGCGUCCGCCGCGCAUGAAGUUCGUUACUGAGAUCUGGCAUCCGAAUAUCGACAAGGCCGGGGACGUGUGCAUCUCGAUCCUCCACGAGCCGGGGGAUGACAAGUGGGGCUACGAAAAGGCCGAGGAGCGCUGGCUGCCGGUGCACACCGUGGAGACGAUCCUCCUCUCGGUUAUCUCCAUGCUGACCGAUCCAAACGACGAGUCGGCCGCCAAUGUGGACGCCGCCAAGGAGUGGCGGGAGAACUACGCUGAAUUCAAGCGCAAGGUCACCCGCUGUGUGAGACGCAGCCAGGAGGAGGUCUAACUCCAGUCGGAGUUAUUAAAGAAGCGAUCUUUUAGCGGUCCCCAUGACAAUCACGUGAAUAAAGUCAACGCCUAGUUUUGAAGU
Molecule: messenger RNA, 703 nt
Organism: Drosophila bipectinata
Lineage: Eukaryota; Metazoa; Arthropoda; Insecta; Diptera; Drosophilidae
Gene: Ubc87F
Product: Ubiquitin conjugating enzyme 87F
Biological process (GO): protein polyubiquitination; ubiquitin-dependent protein catabolic process
Molecular function (GO): ubiquitin conjugating enzyme activity
Source: RefSeq, a predicted model, not a curated record